AUGGACAUAUCAAAUAUAUUUAAUGCAAUGCAAGCAGGAAAUUCUAGCAGAGUUUGGUUCAAAGCAAGCUGUGGAGAAAGUUUGGAUUUUGACGAGUUUGUGAAUGUGGGAAUGGAAGCACGGAUGAGAAAGUAUCGGCAAGUGAGUCCAGAGAGGGCCAAAGUGUGGACGGAAAAGUCCCCAAAGUACCAUCAGAAUCGGAAGGUGCCGCUGGUUUACUAUCUUUGCCGGAAUAGGCAGUUAGAACAUCCUCAUUUCAUGGAGGUUCCACUUUCAUCCCCGGAUGGGUUGUUUUUGAGAGAUGUGAUUGAUAGACUAAACGCUCUGAGAGGUAGAGGCAUGGCUUCUUUGUAUUCGUGGUCUUGUAAGAGAAGCUACAAAAACGGAUUUGUGUGGCAUGAUCUCUGCGAAGAUGAUCUAAUUCUACCUGCUCAUGGAACUGAGUAUGUCCUCAAGGGUUCUGAGCUGUUUUACGAAUCAAAUUCAGAACGUUUUGGCCCUACUAGCAAUUUGAAAACUCAGAACCUGAAGCAGUUACCAGAGCCGGUUUCUUGUAGAAGCCAUGAUGAGGCUUCCACCUCUUCCAGCAUGAAUGAGAAAGAGACAAGAAAUUCCCAAGAAGAUGAUGAGCUUUCCCCAAGACAACAAACUGAUUCAUCUGAUGUGUCUCCUCAGUCUAGAGCUGGGACGAGUGAUUCUCUUAGCUUACCAUUGACAGAAUACAAAAUCUACAAGACGGAUGGAUUGGCUGAUGCUUCAACUCAGACAGAAGAAACUAUUGGCAAACCUGAAACCCAGAAAACUUGUACCAGGGGUGUAUCAACCGAGGAUGAUGGGUCAUUAGAAUCGGAAUGCCAUGAAAUAUGUGAUGCUCGAGUGCCACAGGUGAAAGACAAUCCUGAUAUCUGUAUGGAUACUAUUUCUCCUCCUCCCUCAACUUCAAGUCCAUCGUCUUCUGGAGGGAAAACUGAGACUUUGGAGUCCCUUAUAAGAGCUGAUGUGAGUAAAAUGAACAGCUUUAGGAUCCUAGAAGAGGAGCGUAUUCGAAUGCAAACCAAUGCAAGGCUGAAAGCCUCAAAUCUACUAAUGCAACUGAUCUCAUGCGGAUCUAUAUCAGUGAAAAAUCAUAGUGUUGGCCUUAUUCCUUCUUAUAAGACUAGGUUUUCCAAUUCCAAAUUCCCAUCCCCUUUGUUCUCAUCUUCUGUUAUGUUGGGGGAAUUUGACUGCCUAGCAGAAAAAACGAAGGUGAUGGGCCUCAAAUUGGAAGACAAAGAUUAUUAUGGCGGGAGCAUAGUGGAGUCUAAAGUACUGACGGAAGAAGGUGGACUUAAUGUUGUUUUGAAACACUCUUCUUCUUGCAAUGCCGAGAGGACAUCUACAGAGUUGAAAUCACAAGACACGGAGGAAUCAUCAUCCCCUGGAAAUUCAAAAUGUGUUCCUCAGUCAGUAAAGGCCUCAUUGAUCAAUCAGUCGCCAGGUGGACACUUGAUAUCUCCUCUUUCUGAUGGAUCAAGAAAUUCCAUGGAUAAAACCGAUGGUUCAGGCAUAUCAUCAGUACCAUCUAAUGGUAGUAGCAGAAGGAUCACUGAAACUUCAUCAGGGUCAGGGAGAAAGCAAUCUAAGAGGGUAGAUUCAUUUAGAGAAGAAGAGAGGGUGAUCAAAAUUGAAGAAAGCUUGCUUCAGGAGCUCGGGUUAUAA
Molecule: messenger RNA, 1698 nt
Organism: Sphenostylis stenocarpa
Lineage: Eukaryota; Viridiplantae; Streptophyta; Magnoliopsida; Fabales; Fabaceae
Source: the annotation of a GenBank genome assembly